ACAAUCGCCACCACCACCGGGUCACAGACUCUCUGUGAGCCGGGCUUGGUGCGUCUCCUGUCGGCUUCAGUCGCUCCCUCUCUCUCUCUCUCUCUGUGUCUUGCUGCCUCUCUCUCUCUCUUUCUUUAUUUAACACUCUCAGGAUGCAAAAGACCUGGUUCAGGAUCUCUGUGAAGCAACCCACAGCCCGCUUCCCUCUGCCGGAUCGGUGCUAAAUUCGAGGAGAUUUAUUCUGUGAACUGCCAACUUUUCUUGCGGCUGGUCAGGGAGGAAAAUGAGCAGGAAAGGCUGUCACCUCGAGCUGUUCCUGAUGUUGCUUGGAUUGGAGUUCCACAUUUCAGUCUCCUGUCCAAAACACUGUGUGUGCUACCCUUCCCCGAUGACUGUCACUUGCCAGUCGCAUGGCUUCACCUCCAUCCCAGAAGGGAUUCCAGUCAAUAGCGAGAGAAUAUUCCUCCAAAACAACAGGAUAACUCUUCUGUUGAGGAAUGCUUUCAGCCCGUCCACAGUCACCCUUUGGUUAUACUCCAACAACAUCACCUUCAUUGACCCAGAAGCCUUCCAUGGAUUCAGUCUCCUGGAGGAACUUGACCUGGGGGACAAUCGGCACCUGAGGUUCCUGGAUGCGGAGACCUUUGCUGGUUUGGAGAAGCUGCAUGCUUUGCACCUCUACCGUUGUGGAUUGACGUUUCUGCCCAAUGGAAUCUUUGAAGGUCUUCAUAACUUGCAGUAUCUCUACCUACAGGAUAACCAUAUAGAGUACCUUCAGGAUGACCUGUUUCUGGAGCUGGUGAACCUCACGCAGCUCUUUCUGCAUGGGAAUAAGUUGUUGAGUUUAUCCCAGAACACCUUCAGAGGUCUAGUCAACCUAGACCGCCUGUUGCUCCACCAGAACCGGCUUCAUUGGGUGAACAAGCGAGCUUUCCAUGAUCUGCGUAGGCUGGCCAUUUUGUAUUUGUUCAAUAACAGCCUGAGCUCACUUCCUGGGGAAUGUCUGGCGGAGCUCGGUUCGCUGCAGUACCUCAGGCUCAAUGGAAAUCCUUGGGAAUGUACCUGCAAAUCCCGAUCCCUGUGGGAAUGGCUGCAGAGGUUCCGGGGAUCAAGCAGCAGCGUCAUCUGUGAGUCGCCCAGGGAUCUACAAGGGAUUGACCUGAAGGUCCUGUCCCCCCUGCUCUUCAAGAACUGCACGGCCUCGGAGUCAUUCAACCAGAUCCGAACCAGGCAGCACCACCCCCAUCACGGGCUGGCACCCGGGCAUUCCUCCCGGGGCAUGGCACCGGGGCCAGAGCAUACCGUGACCGGCCGGAACGGCAGCGGCAGCCAGCGGGACGACGAGGCCAAGGACUACCCGGGCGAAGCGGCUCCGAAGAAGUCGGCGGACGGGGCGUGGGGUGGCGAUUAUCUGCCCGACCCCGGCCAGAGACCCCAGACCAUCCGCCCGUUCCCCCCCAAGCGCAGGCCCCGGGUGAAGUGUACCCGGCGCACCCACUUGGAGCCCCCGCCUGGGAUCCAGCAGCCGGCUGGGGGUGGCAGCCGUCCUUGUCCCGGGCUCAGGUGGCUCCCCCUGCUGGCGGCCCUGGUCCUCGUCAUACGUUGAACCCAUUAACCAUCUCCCGCUCCCAGCCCACCCCCCCGCCCCUCCCUCCAAUCCACCCAGUCCAGUAAUGAAAAGGGCAAAAACUUUCUAACACUGCCGCCAAUCCAGUAGGGACCAAAAAAAAGGGAAAAAAACCCAAAAAAAAGUCAAUUUUUAAAAUUACAAGUGAUUAAUACUGUUACUAUGUGCUUAGGCAGACCACGGAUAUUGUUGGAUGGUAUUAUUGUUUCGGACAAUUGGAAUAUAAUUGGAAAUCAUCGGAAUAACAGUCCCAAUGGAAAUGAAUCAGCAACAGGGGAUGAUGUGGCUAAGGACUACCUACAAAGCAGCAGGAGAUGUGUCGGAGGGAGCGCUCAGAAAUCUUAUUUUAACGAAGCGUUCCCAGCGUCUAUUUGACAUUCCUGCUGCCAGCUGUGCCCGCUACACCAGGAAGAGCCCUAAAACUCUUGGAUCGCACCAUUGCUUUCUGGAGGGAUUUCUCCCUCUUGUCGUUGGUGGGGGAAAGGGGAUGAGUGUGUUGGUCAGCGAAGCAAUGGUGGUUCCAGACGUUUUCUGCAUGGGUGCGGGCACGUUCCUCAAACCACACUAAAACAAAGCUGGCAUCAGCCACCUCCUCAUGAGGUUUUAUGGUGGUAAGAUCCCAGCUGAAUAAUAUGCACGGAUGAUCAUGGUCUCGAACCCAGAGCUUAAUUCAUCCGAGUACCAAAAACUGGAGGCCAGAUAAUUGUAUGAAAUGAUUCGUAUCAGAAUAUUUUUUUUUUAAAAUGUGUCUAACCUAUCAUUUGGACAAUGGGAAGCCCUUAUAUAGUUGACGUAUAUUCAUUUCUGGAAGUAUAUGUUUACAGAUUAUGUUGCUACCCUGGUACAGCUUUUGCUAAGGUGUUUUUUUGUUCUGUCUCGAGGAGAUUGUGGAUGCUUUACACACAAGCCAUGGAUCCAGAUAGGAUGGACACAGGAGUCUGUGCUGUUCUGGUCCAACUCACUGGCUUCUGCUUUGUCUCCCCCCCCCCCCAACAUUUGGGUGGUGGUUGCCAGGAGUUGAGUGGAAAUGAGACGUUAUCCAUUUGGUGUUCAGAAUGUGGCUCCAUUUGAUGGAGGGGGCACUAAAACCUCCCCAUUUAUUUUUGUUUCUGUACUAAAUGUAAAUUUGUUGUACCUGAAUUUACAGAAUUGCUUUAAAUAUAUAUCUAUAUAAAAAAUACAAAAAAAAACUUUCCUUUCGGAAGAGAUCAUGGUAACAAACGCAGUAUCCCUUUUUGUUCAGCUAUCUAAACAAUUGAAAAUGUAAAUCUGUUUUGCUUCUUUCAGCACAGUGGUGUUCCACAAGUCCAAAGUGCUUCAUUUUCAAUGGGGUUGGGGGCAAGGGCAAAACCUCAAUCCUGGGGCAUGAAGGAGACUGAAUUUCACCUCCCUGAUUACCUCCUCCAAGUCUAAUGACCCCCUCAAGCCAACCCUUCAGAUGUAUUGCACCAUUGGUAUUCAUUCAAUCAUUAUCAUUUGUUUUUCAUUUUGAAGACCCCCUUUCCAUUCUGAAUUGGUUGUUUAACAUUGCAGGCACAGUGAUAUCUCAUGAACUGUACUCGAUUGGAGAUAAUCAGCAUGGGAGAAUGGGUGGACGGUUACUGGUAGGUGCAUUGGGUUAAAUGUUCCUUGUUCUGACCUCAAAUUCUAUAAAAGUCUUGCUCUCCUCCUACACUUUAGGGUUCCAUGUGAAAUGGGUUAGGCAGGCUCCAACUAGCUCAGUCCACUCUCGAGGUCUCCCCCCAGCUUGCUGCAUGUUGGUAUUGUCAGUAGGCAGACUGUGAUGACCAAAUGGCACAGGAAGAUGGAAGACCUCAUGUUGGUGCAACAGGAGGGAUGUGUCUCGACGACUGGGGAUAGUACAUCGUUGAGAAGAGCAGGGGAGUCUUACCCUAUGCCUUAACAUCCUCUGACCAUGUGAGAGUACUCGAUGUUAUUAGGGACAGCAAGCUCUGGUCACCCUUCACAUUUUCACAAGUACGUUGAAUUACUUGAAAUGAACUGCACAGAAGCAGACCAUUCAGCCCAACUAGUUCAUGAUAGUGUCUAUAUUUUUUCAUUCAAUGUGGGAUGUAGGUGUCACUGGCUAGGCCAGCAUUUAUUACCAAUCCCUAAUUUCCUGGGCAAAGGUUUUGGUGAGCUACCUUCUUGAAACACUUAUGGACCAGUGUAGUUGCAUGCACAGUGCAGUCAGGGAGUGAGUUCCAGAUUUUGAUCUAACAACAGUGAAGGAAUGGUGAUAUCAUCUCAGGUCAGGAUGGUGUGUAGUCCAGAGGGGAAUUUGAUGCGAGUUCAUCUGCUGGCCUUGUCCUACUAGAGGUCACAGGUUUGAAAGGAACUCUAGCACAAUCCCUGAUGAGUUACUGCAGUGCAUCUUGUAGAUGGUACACACUGUCGUUACUGAAUGUCAAUGGUAAGGGAAUGGUAAUUGAAAGUGGGGUGCCCAUCUAAUGGACUGCUUUGUCCUGGAUGUGCAUGUCACUCAGAAACCUCCUCCCAACUACUUUUCAGUUCACUCUCUCAGUGUAACCUUUCUCCCUCUAAUUUGCAUAUCCCCUGAAUAUGUUUUCUGCUGCACACACAGGAGAGUGCUACAAAUAACAAUCUUCCCCUGGGUAACAAAAGCAGGAGUAAAAGCUCCUGUUGCCCGGUUCUGACAAAUAACCAUCUUCACCUGAAUUAAAAAACACAAGAAAAAAAUUUAAGAAGUUUCUCCAUGACAGUAGUGUCUUGAUGUUUAUUUGACGGAAUUGAAGGAUUUUAAACUUUGAAGAGGAGCUUUCUUCCCCAAAUAAAGAGAGCCAAAGACUGUUAAUAUUGUGCAGCACAUCCCUUCUUGAUUUCAUUCAUCCAGUGAAAAACAUACAAUUACCAUCUAAUGAAUCAACUGUUUGUACAGCACUCACCAAAUAAACUGGUAGCACAAAA
Chiloscyllium plagiosum (whitespotted bambooshark) is the source of this 4546-nucleotide messenger RNA. Its product is annotated as reticulon-4 receptor-like 1. The record is from RefSeq and is a predicted model, not a curated record. Lineage: Eukaryota; Metazoa; Chordata; Chondrichthyes; Orectolobiformes; Hemiscylliidae. Gene Ontology annotation, cellular component: plasma membrane. Gene Ontology annotation, molecular function: protein binding.